Molecule: messenger RNA, 1149 nt
Organism: Dermacentor albipictus
Lineage: Eukaryota; Metazoa; Arthropoda; Arachnida; Ixodida; Ixodidae
Source: RefSeq, a predicted model, not a curated record
AUGAGCUUCUUUGAGCUUCUGGAAGGUGUUGACCAUUCCAAGAUCGAGAAGUCGUCCGUUGGAAGUGGAUACCGGGAGAUCAAGAGCCCCUUUCAUCGUUUUGUGGAGGAUAACCUCUACCCUGUCUUCAUCGUGCUUCCGCAAGUGGAGUUCCGUGCCUACGUCCUCUUUGGCCUUACCACCAGUGCCUUUGCUGGCCACGUCGGUGGCGGCUACGGGCUCGGCCAAGGCCUUGGCUACGGUCUUGGUUACGGACUGUCUAGCUACGGCUUAUCCCAUGGCAUUGGCUACUCUGGCCUUACCGGCUACGGCCUUGGUUACGGUUAUGGCCACACCCCGUCGGUUGCCCGCACUGUGUCCACCUACCACGCUGCCCCAGCCGUUGCCACAUACUCUGCUGCUCCAGCUGUCGCCAAAGUCGCUACCUACGCUCCUGUUCCAGUAGCCACUUACGCUGUUGCCCCAUCAGUCGCCAAGGUUCACACCUAUGCUGCAGCCCCAGUCGCAACCUAUGCUGCUGCACCAGCUGUGACCAAGGUUGCCACCUAUGCUCGUGCCCCAGUGGCCACCUAUGCUGCUACCCCAGUCGCCACCUAUGCUGAUGCCCCAUCUGUGACCAAGGUUGCCACAUAUGCUCGUGCCCCAGUAGCCACCUAUGCUGCUGCGCCAUCAGUUGCCAAGGUUCACACAUAUGCUGCUGCCCCAGUGGCCACCUAUUCGGCUGCCCCACCUGUGACCAGGGUUGCCAGUUACGCUCGUGCCCCAGUCGCCACAUACGCUGCUGCGCCUGCUGUCACCAAGGUUGCGACUUACGCUGCUGCUCCAGUAGCCACCUACGCUGCCACCCCAUCUGUGGCCACUGUUGGACACGCAACUCCACCUUUCGCUGCCUACGCUGCUGCCCCAGUUGUGAGCACUAUUGCUCACGCAGCUCCAGCAGUUGCCACUUACGCUUCCCCAGCUGUCGCUGCCUACGAGGCUGCUCCAGCCUAUUACAGCUAUGGCGUUGGCACUCUCGGAUACGGUGUCGGGCACUAUGGCUACGGCCACGGUCUCCUUGGCUACGGCCUGAACUACGGGUACGGUCUCGGCACCCCGUACCAUUAUGGUGCCCUUAUCCGCAGGAUGUUUCUGCAACUCGAGGACUGA